GCUUCCACGGUACAUUACCUGACGAUGGCCAAGUGCCGAAACGUUGCAUUAUAAUGGAAUGGUUCAGAUUUCCAGAGACUUGUGGAAUGGGUGAGUUUACCCUAUUGUUUAAAUAAGUUGAAUAUAAUUAUGUACUUAGCUACUACUAGUAAACAGAAUAACUAGCAAACAAACAUCCUUUCUUCUUGUUCGUUUUAUCCGCCAGGUGUAAUUACUACGCCAUUCCGUUCUCACGACAGCCUGGUGCUCGAACAAGCUGCAUGUGCCAGCCAGACGAGCAAUAGCGGAAGUCUUAAGAACAACAACAACACCUGCAGCGGUAGCCAGCCAAACAAUAAUCCUUCAUCGGUGUCCGCCGCCGUCGGUACUGCAAACUGAUCCCUGUUCGCUUCCGAGUCCGGAGCAUAUUCGUCACACCAGUCGCCAGAGCAAUCCCUGCUGCCCUCCGACGCCUAUCGUCAGUGAUCCUCUGUGCACGCAACCAUGGCGACCACGCAGUCCCUAGCCGGCGGUGAGUUGCCGGCGCACGACGACGAAAAGGUUGCCAUGGCAGCGGAUGCCGAUCACCACCAGCAGCAUCAUCAGCAUCACAUUGAAGGGAACGCGGCAUCCUGCCCGACCCCAGUGCCCGACCUCGGUGGCUGCCACGACAACCGCAGAGGCGGCGUCGUCGGCGGCGGCAACAGUGCAAGUCACCACCCAGCAGCCAUAGCCACGGUGGAGGUUUCCGGGACACCCGAGGAGUCUCAGGCGGCGGAGACGCUGACGCAGCUGACGUGGCAGCAGCCCGUGCUGCGCUCGGCUGCCAACGCGGCGGACGACCCUGGCUACGUCGCACCGGCGUCCGCCAGUCACCGUAUCCACGACAACAAGAGCAGACAGGCGCAGCAAGCGCCGCAGCACUCCCACGGCCAGGACAGCGCGGACUUUGAGCAGCGCCAGCCCGAACAGGAGAAGGCAGACAUUGGCGCUCCACCACCAGCUCUGAUGCGCGUGCAAGCGGCAGUGACCACACCAGUGGCAACUGACAACUCGGCGUCCAGACAGGCUGAGUCAUCCGACAGCGCCAUUGGUAACCAGCCAAUCAUUCCUGCAUCCGGACAGAAUCAGGACGGGCAGCAAGUGCAGCUCUGGCAGUUCCUGAUUGAGCUACUCCAGGACGAGAAGCAUCGCUCAAUAAUCUGCUGGACGGAGCACAGAGGAGAGUUUAAACUCCUGGAUCCGGACGGGGUGUCACACAAGUGGGGUCUUCGCAAGAACAGGCCCAGCAUGGACUACUACAAGAUGUCCAGGUCAAUGCGCUACUACUAUGGCAAGAGCAUACUACACAAGGUGCAAGGCAAGCGAUUCUGUUACUGCUUCGACGAGAAGAUUCUCAGCCAGGUGCAGGGUGGACAGCACGCUCACUUCGCCUCACCGUAACUCGGUGUCAUGGCAACCCAGGGCGGUGCAUAGCUGGCCAUGCCCCCGCUGGCCGAUCUGUCUGCAGGACAUAGAGGACUUUAUCAAGUCGGUCAACACCACCACCACCAGUACGGACAAUCAUCACCAUACUCUCACCUAUCUGCGCAUCAUCAACAGUCGCAACACCAGCAACAACAGCAGCAGCAUCAGCAGCAGCAGCAGGUUUCGCAGUGGUCUCAUUCGUUCGACGGCUCGCAGCGCUCUCUCUCUCUCUCUCUCUCUCUCUCACAGCCACCUCCACCAGCAGCUGUCCCCGCUGUCUCCAACACUGGUCAACCACAUGACGCAACCCGGUGGACAUCUCGUUCAACGUCAUCCCAUUGCCGCUAUGCAGGUAAUAAUAAUAACAAUAAUAAGACUGUCUAUGUGUGCUCCCCCCCCCCCCCCCUUGUGUACGGUGACAUUCAGGUAUGUGUACCCUCACAAUCGAUAUUUCUCACCCUUUCUUGUACAUAUUAUUGCCUCCCAAAAAUAUUUUCUUGUACAUAUCGCGGCCUCUAAAAAUAUUGCAAAACAUAUUACUCGCCCAGCCCAUUCUAUCUGCUUCUAUUAUCCACAUAAUAUACAUUACAAUAUUGAUGUCACCGUCAGGACGCGUCAGGAGGUGUCUCAAUCCUGGAAAGGAAAAUCAAGGGCCCAGGACAUUUGAAUCUACCACUUCUGGUUGUUGUUCUGCACCUGUAUUGUCAACCGUCUCUCACCCUCGCUCGCUUGUCGUUCACUCUCUCGCUUUCCAGACGUUUCCAAACACCGAUCAAAGAAUCUGUAAAUGUGAUUUAAUUAUAAUAAUAAUCUGGUUAAGAGAA
Sycon ciliatum is the source of this 2270-nucleotide messenger RNA. RefSeq names its product protein c-ets-1-B-like. Bases 484 to 1422 code for a protein of 312 amino acids. The transcript is spliced from 8 exons. Gene Ontology annotation, molecular function: sequence-specific DNA binding; DNA-binding transcription factor activity, RNA polymerase II-specific. Gene Ontology annotation, biological process: cell differentiation; regulation of transcription by RNA polymerase II. The record is from RefSeq and is a predicted model, not a curated record. Gene Ontology annotation, cellular component: nucleus. Lineage: Eukaryota; Metazoa; Porifera; Calcarea; Leucosolenida; Sycettidae.